UAGCGAUGGUCGACUAUCAGUGUUCCGGUGAUAAUUGGGUCAAAACAAUCGAGUACUUCACCGAGGGACCCUCUACGCUCAGUGUAGACACCGACGUAAAUCGGUUCGGUUCUGUUUCGCAACUACAUUCGGCCGGGUGCAGUGUUUAGAGCACGGGGCAGAGCUGAUCUGAUCGGGUUGUUUAGGUAAAGUUAGGUGAUAAUGCGCAUGUUAGUGUUGGGUCUGCUAGCGAUCGGCGUCGGAGAAGUGUACUCCUCUCCAGUACUGGGGGGCUGGGGUAAGCAAGAUGGGAGUGGGCUGCUAGGGAAGGUGGCCAAUCUGUCGCACACGGUUUACGAGAGGAAGCGAGAGUUUCUGAACGGUGUGAACGAGAAGGUUUCGAGGAUGCUCUGGAUUCCACCUUGGACAACAACGACAACGGCUCGGCCUUUAGCGACCACUACCACCGAGGCUCCCCGAGAGGUCCCAAAUGCGGAUACGCCUAAUAUUUGGUGGUGGCAAACCUCCGCCAAGCCACCGAAGUCGUCCACUGAGCCGGUCAUACAAUCAACCACUUCCAAGGUAUUGUUCGAUGAGGAUCGUCUCAUGUUCACCGUGGCCGAUACGAAUCAGCUUGAGCUACCGAACGUAUCGAUGUACGCAAGAAGCGUCUUCAUCCCGGAGGAACUGCGACUGACUGCGGAUUCGGAUGCGGUAGAGUUCGUGGAGCCUACUAUUUUCGGACGUGGCCCUCCAGCCGACCCGGACCGACUCAUCAUGCACUGACAGGUCGUUCAAUAAACACAGGUUUCCUUUUACUCCUUAA
This is a messenger RNA of Anopheles bellator, 805 nucleotides long. RefSeq lists its product as uncharacterized. The transcript has 4 exons. The coding region runs from base 202 to 765 and encodes 187 amino acids. NCBI's taxonomy places the organism in Eukaryota, Metazoa, Arthropoda, Insecta, Diptera, Culicidae. The record is from RefSeq and is a predicted model, not a curated record.